Messenger RNA from Lactuca sativa (garden lettuce), 1482 nucleotides. Its product is annotated as replication protein A 70 kDa DNA-binding subunit A-like. The record is from RefSeq and is a predicted model, not a curated record. NCBI's taxonomy places the organism in Eukaryota, Viridiplantae, Streptophyta, Magnoliopsida, Asterales, Asteraceae.
AUGUUAUCUGUUAGUGUUAGAUGUUCUAAAAUGGAAAUAGGAAAUAAGGUUUACCUAAAUAACAUUGAGCAGAUAGAUGAAAAAUCGCAUAUCAAGGUUCGGGUGCUUAAAAUUUGGAACUUUGUCAGAAAUAAUAAAGUUUGUUCGAUUGAAAUGAUCAUCAUGGACGAGGAGGGUACACAAUACCAAGCUCGUGUCUUCAAUCAAAAUUUCUCCAGAUUUCGUCAUCUUUUAAAGGAAGAUGAAAGUUAUAUAGUUAUAAAACCCAAUAUGGCUGCUGUUACUAAUGGUUUUAGUUAUACAGAACAAACAUGCCCAAGAGACACAUUCUUUGAUGUUAUUGGACAUAUCGUUUCUGUACAUCUGAAGGUUACUAUUUUUGGAAGUCAAGCAUAUCAGAUUUCAGAAUACCUAAAAAAUAACCCGACGGUUAAUUUUGUUGUUAUCGUGAUGCAGUUUUUGAAGCUAAACAUUUGGAAUGGUCUUGGUGAAGCUAAAAGUCAUUUUGAAGUAACGAAAUUGUUCAUAAAUUCUGACAUUUAUGAAAUAAAUGAGUUUAAAAAUAAGUUGAAAUGUCAUGACAAUUUCGGAAUAACUGAAAAAAGCAUAACUACACUUCAAAGCUACUCUUCUUCAUAUACAGAUGACUUUAAGGGCAAUUUUCCAUUAAAAACAGUCUGUGAGAUCACCGAACCAAUUAAGGAAAUGAAGUUUUUAUUAGUUGCUUCCAUUGUUAAUAUAAGGCAGAAUCUACCAUGGUAUUAUGAAGCAUGCAAAAAAUGUGGAAAAAAAAUUAUCCCUGUUCCCAAAACCAAUCAUUCGUAUACCAACCCUGAGGGAAUUUUAGAAACUAUGGUUGUCGAGUGUACAAAUGCACAAUGCAAAAAAUCUGAAUUUCAGUAUAUAAUUCCAAUCAAUGUACAAGAUUGUACUGGAACCAUUGGAUUGACUCUUUUUGAUAGGGAAGCAAGGAGGUUGUUAAAUAUAAGUGCCUACGAGUUGAAAAAGAUACAUGAUGCGGCCGGAGACAGUGAUGCCCUAUUUCCAAUGCAACUUAACGUGUUGAAAAACCACAAGUUUGCUUUUGUUGUAGAUAUUACAGAAUACAAUGUCAACAACUAUAAUAACAUCUACACAGUUCUCAGAGUUACAGAAGAUAUGUCCAUUGUUUCUGAAUUAGAAAGUAAAAUAGAACUUAUGAGUAUUCAAUCUGUCUCCUUAAAUCAAGUUGCUUUGGAAUCCGAUGAUGUUGUACAACCUGUUCAAAAGGAUGUCAUCUCACAAACAGACGAAAGUUUUACACCCUCAACAGUUGAUAAGUUAACCGCAACAAGUCCAAGCAAAAUAUCAUGUGAUUUGAAGUGCAACCUCCAAGAAAUUUAUGAUGUUGAUUCUGGAUAUGAUUUAAGUUCAACUAAGGCUAAAAGAAUUUCAACCGCAGAGGAAACUCCACUCUUGAUUCCAAAAAAGGAAAAGAUGUGA